AUUGGCAGGCACAUUGUAUCAAGAAAGCUUAGGGUGUAGACUCGCUCUUUUCAGUCUGUUCUCUGCUGUUCUCCGGCAGUAGUACGGCGUUCCAUACGUUUCUGGAACAUUCGUGGGUUUAAACGAGCCUAUCGUGGUAUAUCUUGCAGACACAUGUGCUAGAAAGUUCCCAGUUCACCGGCGGAUGAUUGGUUGGAUUGUGAAAGGAGGGUCUAUAAUUCUGCGUUCCGGCUUUAGCCGUAACAAUUCCUUGAGACUUCGUUCUGAGACGACGCCAGUGUGAUUAAAUUGUUGCGUUUCAGUGUGAUUGAAAAUGGCAGCGAUGUCUGUGAUAGGAAUUGACUUUGGAAACGAAUCUUGUUAUGUUGCUGUUGCAAGAGCUGGUGGAAUAGAAACUAUAGCAAACGACUAUAGUUUACGAGCUACUCCAUCAUGUAUUGCAUUCAGUGGCAAAAAUCGUAUUUUGGGUGUAGCUGCAAAAAAUCAAAUGGUUACCAAUAUGAAAAAUACCAUAUUUGGUUUCAAAAGAUUAUUGGGGAGGAAGUAUAACGACCCUUUUGUGCAGCAAGAACUGAAGUACUUACCAUAUAGAGUUGUUCAACAACCAAACAAUGAUAUAGGUAUUAAGGUUAAUUACCUAGAUGAGGAGCACAUUUUCACCCCUGAACAAAUUACUGCUAUGCUCUUCACGAAACUGAAGGAUACAUCUGAAACUGCUCUAAAGACUAAAGUUAAUGACUGUGUGAUAUCUGUUCCUUCUUAUUAUACAAAUGCAGAGCGUAAAGCUUUGCUUGAUGCAGCAUCAAUUGCUGGCCUUAAUGUUUUACGCUUAAUGAAUGAAACUACAGCAACUGCCCUUGCUUAUGGAAUUUACAAGCAGGAUUUGCCAACACCUGAAGAGAAACCAAGAAAUGUAGUGUUUGUUGAUUGUGGCCAUGCUUCAUUGCAGGUGUCUGCUUGUGCAUUCCACAAAGGCAAACUUAAGAUGCUUGCCAGUGCAUCAGAUCCACAUUUUGGUGGAAGAGACAUUGACCAGACCUUAGCCAACCACUUCAGCACUGAUUUUCAAAAUAGAUAUCGUAUUGAUCCUCGCUCCAAUAUGCGUGCUUUCCUUCGACUUUCAACAGAAGUUGAAAAACUUAAAAAACAGAUGUCUGCUAAUUCAACGAAACUUCCCAUGAAUAUUGAAUGCUUUAUGGAGGACUUAGAUGUUCAUGCAGACAUGAAGAGGACUGACAUGGAAGAAAUGUGUUCCCAUCUAUUUCAACGAGUAGAAAAAACCCUUAAAAGGUGUUUAGAGGAUUCAAAGCUCAAACUAGAAGAGAUUUAUGCUGUAGAAAUUGUUGGUGGUUCUAGCCGUAUACCUGCUAUAAAGCAUUUAAUUGAAGUUGUUUUCGGAAAGCAUCCAAGCACUACUCUUAAUCAGGAUGAAGCUGUUUCCAGGGGUUGUGCCCUACAGUGUGCUAUGCUUUCUCCAGCAAUUCGGGUUCGAGAAUUCAAUGUGACUGACAUUCAAAAUUAUCCCAUAAAAUUGGUGUGGGAUGCAACAAUGGGUGAAGACGGUGAAAUGGAAGUGUUUUCUCAAAAUCACCCGGUACCGUUUUCCAAAAUGCUCACUUUUUUCCGACGGGAACCGUUCUCCAUGAAGGCAUAUUAUUCAAGUUACAUUCCAUAUCCAGAUCCUUACAUUGGCCAGUUCAUUAUAAAGGAUGUAAAACCUACUCCUGAGGGGGAGAGUCAGAAGGUGAAAAUAAAAGUGCGGGUGAACAUUCAUGGCAUAUUAACAGUUAGUCAGGCAACUCUAAUGGAGAAGAAAGAACCUGGUGACCAGGAGAUGGAGGAGAGCCCAGAGGCCAUGGAGACAGAUCAGAAAGCAACUGGCAAUGGAGAGAGUUCAGCAGAGAGCCAACAGCAAAACGAAGGCCAACAACAGCAGAACCACAACAGUGCAGAGGAUGAACAACAAGUGCCUGAAAGUCAGAGUGGCAGUGAUAAAAAGGAUGGAACAAAAAAGAAAAAAUCAUCUGUAAAAGUCGUGGAGCUGCCUAUUGAGGCAUACACUCAUGGAUUCUCACAAGUGGAUCUUAAUAACUACAUUGAGCAAGAAUGUAAAAUGAUUGCAAAUGAUAAGCAAGAAAAGGAACGUAUUGAUGCUCGUAAUGCAUUAGAAGAAUAUGUUUAUGAAUUAAGAGGAAAACUAAGUGCUGAGGAAGAAUUAGCUACUUUUGUUAAUGAAAAUGAUCGAACUUCUCUUUGCCGACAACUUGAUAAUAUGGAAAAUUGGUUGUACGAGGAAGGUGAAGAUUGUCAGAGACAAGUAUAUGUUGACAAAUUGAAUUCUCUUAAGAGCCUUGGUGAACCGAUAAAGUCACGGCGAGUGGAGUACGAACAAAGAGAGGGAGUUCUCGAAGAAUUUAGCCUGUCCUUGCAAUUAACACAGAAAGCGGUAGACCAGUACCGAAAUGGGGAAGAGCGUUUUUCACAUAUACCUGACACUGAUAUGCAGCGUGUUCAACAGUCGGUUGAACAAAGUUACAAAUGGCUCGAAGAUCAAAGAUCCGUGUUAGCUGGCACGCCUCGAACACAAAACCCUCCUAUUACAUUGGCACAGAUUAGGCAAGAGAAGCAGAGCUUUGAGAGCACUGUGAAUCCUAUUCUCAAUAAGCCAAAACCAAAAGCAGAUCCUCCUCCACAGCAGAAUAAGGAUGGAGAAGAAAAAAACGGGCAAGGGGACGCAAGUCCGAAGACAAAUCAAGGAAACCCAGAUGAGAAAAUGGAUGUAGAAUAACUUAUUGUAAAAACUAUUAAUAAUUGAUAAUUCUGUUAGCCUAAAACCACUCCUGGAGAAAGAAACCCUAAGUAAACUGUUGGUGUGCAUGUGAUGGCCAUUCAUGAAUGAGGAAGUGAAUUUUUGAGGUGUGGACUAUCAUGAUAGUAAAGGAGAAACAUGAUUUCUGGUUUGCACGCUGAAUAAUAUUGCUAUGAAAAUAGUAAUUUCACUUGAGCUGAACUUAACUUUGACAAAAUUCGUAAUGCUCACAUUUAGGGUAGAAUGGUGUAUAUUUUUCAUUCCGAGGAAACUGCUUAUUGAAUAUGACUUGGAUAUUCAUUUUUGUUUUCCUUGUAAAAUUGCUUGUCCUGGAACAAGUUUAUAUAAAGUUUAUACAAGUUAACUGUUAGUGGAAGUCCUCAUUUUGGUUUAUUUUAAAGCAACAAUGCAAUUAUUGCUUAAAUCAAUUUUGUAAGAUUCCGCCGCAGUAUUAACAAUUCAUCUUGAAGCAAUGUUUUUACCAUUUACUGUAAAUUAUUGUUAAUGCAAAAUCAAUCGCUGUGAGGCACUCUGUUUUUGAGAUUUCAUAGUGUAAACAAUGAAUACUGAUUCACUUUUCCAAAAUCAUGUGUUGGAAUGUCGUCUCGUUAGUUAUUUAUCUAGCUUAAAUAAAGUGAAAUGAGGCCUCGAAUUUUUGUUUACUGAAUUGUUUGGUCUCAACUGUGAGGUAUGUGUAAUAUUGUAUAUAAGUAUUGAUGUGAUGUGAAGGAAAAAAACAACCCAUUCUGAAAAAUUUUGAGUGGGGUUGGUGGUUUUGUGAGGAGCUUGUACGAAAGUGUCAUUCCGUUGUCUCAAAGCUGGUGUGAGAUUUUGCUGCUUACAUUGCUUGGAGAAAAUAAUUGUAAGUUAGUUUAUGUAGUUAUAUAAUUUUGGCACAUUCUUGCAGAUAAUUGUUGAUAGUCUCACUGCCACCAAUAGUUCUGGUGUAUCACUCAAUUGACUUAGAUACACCCAAUGCCUUACUUUGCAUUCUGUUGCAUUUUUCUUUUAUUAAUAAAAAUUGCUGUAGAUUUUGCAAUGAACUGUUGGCACAGUACUAAUACUUAUAUGCAGAAACAUUUUGAGGAAGGAGCAGAUCAUACCAUCAUAGAAAAUCUACGCUUGUGCAUUUAUUGUUAUCUGGUUCCAAACUAAACUGUUUAGUGUAAAAAUUCUGAAAUUGAGAACAAAAGUUACUUAUCUGACUUUUUCAGUGUUUAACUUCAAUGCAUUGUUUGUUCCUAAUUGUGUAGAGAUGUUUCAAAGUACCAGCUCUGUAAAAGUUCUCUUCAUUCUCUGUCUUAAGUUAUUGUGUUUUAUUUGUACGUACAUUUUUUGUGAAACAAAACAAUUUUUCCCGAGAAUGUUUUUUAAUCAAUGUAUUAAAGACCUGCUGUUACCUGAAAUGCCUCAACCAACAAGGAAUGACAAUGAAAGUUCCGAAGAAAGCCAAUUGAUAACUUUGCCAUUUAGGUCAAGUCCCAAUUACAUCAAGAGACAAAAUUGUUUUUUCAGGUGUGAUAGUUUCAUGAUAUUCUUAUAAGAGAUUUGUUUGUUAUUGCAGAGUUAAUUUCUUUGAAGACUGGGAAAGUAGAAAAUUAUUACGUCAGCUUUUCAAUUUUGAUUUUCAAUGGAAUAGAAUACGUUACGUAUUAGGUAAUGCCAAAUUUGUAGUAGAAUAUAUUUCGUUAAUCUGUUUGAAGUGUUUCAUCUCUGAAAUCUCUCCAAUGAAAAAUUUGCAGAGUAAAAAUUAGUAACUCCUUGGAUAUGAUAAUUAAAUUUUAAGACUUUAAAGCUUUUGUUAGAGAUGAUUUUUGAUUGGUUCAACAAUUUAGCAAAUUAGUUAAUUUGUUUUCGGAUCUGCAGGGGGUGUACUAAAUAUGUUGCAUUGGUGUGAAUAUUCUUCUCAAUUUUCACAAAUUUCAUAAGUAUGUUAAGAUGGGAUAAUGUUCAGUUAGAUGGUUUGAAAAACUUAUGAAAAUCCUAGUCAUGAAUGAAUUGUAGGACUGAGGAAACUGCAUGUUUAAGUUUCAAAUGUUCAGAGCUUUUCCAAAUUGAAUACUUUAUACUGACGGUGUCACAUACUUGUGUGUUCAUUUGUUACUAUUGUAUAUUUUUUUUAAAUCUGUGGAUCUAAUUGCAAUGAAAUUAAUCAUAAAUAUCUUUCCAAAUUUGCAAAAGAUGUUAAAUUAUUGUUCACAGAUUCAAGAAUUCUUUAGAAAGUUCAACAAAUGUGUGGGCAGUGACACUGCUCUGUAAAUAGGUUCCAAAGUAUAGCUUUUGAGCUUAAAAUGCUGCUCAUUAAGGCCAUAUUUUUUGUUGGUAGACCAAAGAAGGAAAUAACAAAAUAGUUCUAAAGGCCAAUGGCUUCUUAAGGAUUUUUUAAGUUUGUGGUUGAAGGUAGUUAUUCCAACAGAUCCUUAGACACCACGCAUUGAAUAAUUGUGCAAAUUUGAUGGGAAAGUAGAUCAGGGGCCUAUCUGUGAACACAUGUGCCCCUCACCUUUUUUUUAUUUUUUAUCUUCUGACCCUAGUCUCCCACCCUUCCUCUUCUCAUUUGUAUGUGCAUGAAAUAACGAUUCGGUUUAUGAAUUCUUGCGCUGUCUCCAAAAAUAUAAUUUUACGUAUAUUAGUUACAUUAAAUACAUUUUAAGUUACGAAAUAUGUUAUGCAUAUUUUCCGAUCAUGGGGGCCCCAAGAACUGCUUAUUUUGCUUGUAAGUAAACGGACCCUGAAAGCUAAUCAAUUUGAAAAUAUUCAUUUUUCAUCUUCCCCCCACACCACCCUACCCUCAUGCCCCUUAUUCAUUUGACUUGUAAAACCCUCGAAUGUGAUAAUCUUUUAUGGCAAUUAAUUCUCCAGUAGUAGGGGCCAUCCUGUUGCAUAUUUUGUAUGGCAGAAUAUCAAUGCUAGUGAACAUUUUUGUAAAGUAAUAUGGGGAAAAAUGUCAGUAUAAAUACUGGAAGUCUGAUAAUUACGAAGAAUCCAGACAGUGAAUAGCAUAUUUUUCUUUCACUUUUCCUUAUGCUGCGUGUGUUGUCAGCUAUAUAAUUGAGUACCUGCUUCAAAGAAGGUCUAAAAUUCAAUCUGGCGAUUGUUGAUUAAAAGUAGUCGUGUAUUCGCAGGAAUCGUUAAGUAGUUCGUAUCGUUGGUUUUCCAGUGUGAUUGCGAGUGGAGGCAUAAAAAGCCGCUGUGCUGUUUGGUUAAUAGUAGCUAGCGCAAUAAAUAGUAUUAAAUUAUAUCCGUUGGACUCUGCACCGGAGAUAAAUCUUUAUCGGUUGGUUCAGAUUCGGUUGUGCGAAUGGCUUAUGCAACACCCGUUGCAAGGGUUCAGGAGGAGUGCGUUUCGUAUGGUAACGUACAAAUGUAUUGGGAGAUAAUAUUUCUUUUUAAAGUUGUAUGUGUUCGAACAUACGGUAUGAUAUGUAACAGAAACUAGAUUGUUCGUUACAAACAAAAGUUGAUGUAAUUCGAGAUUUGCGAAGAAUUGGCGUAUUGCCAGACAUCGAAACAGGUUGCGAGAACAAAUGGUGAUAUAUUUGUAUCGUGGACCCACGCCAAUUGAGUUCGAAACUCGCAGCUAUACACAUGAUGCUUAAAAAUUGAAGUAUUCAAAUGAUGUAUUCCUACAAAUUGGAAAGAGUCCGGUGUCCCUUAUGUGUAUUGUCACUGAUUUACAAUACGAGAAAGAUUACCUAACUUUUUACUGUGCCUUAUACAGAUGUAUUUACGUAGUGUAGGGUAAGUAAUGUAAUGCUGCGGUGAAUUCGUAUUUCAGCGGGAAUACACAUAUCGGGGUCCCCUGAUAUCGUUGGUUUUUUUCUUUUCUUCUUCAAAACAUCCGUCAUAUUGGAGUACAGCCAAAUGGUCCUACUUUCAGACCCGGCGGAUGAUGGGUGGGUAGGUAUACCCCCACGAAAAAUUCCGUUUUAAUUUUUAAAUUUGUUGCGUCUGCACAGACGCAACGCGUCUCCUAACUCCUUAAGUAGCGUUGUGCACACCGUGGAGUAAUCCUCCGUUAUUACGAAAUUAACGAAGAUUCUCGGUAUUGCCUCGACUCAAAACGUAAUGUGAGAUCAAUUAUGUUACAAAAUCGGCUCAAUAAUAUUGCGAUUUUACAUGUUUGUAGCGACUUGACCGACAAAAUCAACUUUCAAGGAUUGUUAAACGAGUUGACUUAAAACAUACAAAGAACAGCGCUGUUUUUGCAUUGCAGAAAUUAACUGCUGGAGUUACAUAAAAUAAUUGACAAUGAAAAACAUUGCUUUGUAAUUUUCCCGUCAUGCUCAUUUUCGUUAAGGGAACCCACGUGGGUCAUCGUCGGCCCUACCUUUAUAAACUUUACAAAGAACCCUAGUGCAUUUUUUAGUCGUGCCAGGCCUAUUCUGAAGACCUCUUGAUAGAUCAAAGAUAAAAAUGUGUUUGUCUGCGGUACAGGUUUUUAACAGGCACUAAGUUAAAAUUAAUUCAUGCAGUAUGCCCUCGCAAGCUUGUGCGUUUUCAAAAAGGAAAGAGCCUACUAAGUGAAAAAAAAAAAUCGAAUAUGUUGUAUUUUGGUCGUAGCCAUAAUAGUGCGAAAGACAUUUAGGGAGUGCUGCAGAGAGUGUAUGUGUGUGAAUGUGCCUUACAAACAUCGUGAAGUGGCUUUAGUGUGUGACUGAUUUUGAGUUUAUACCUUGUCCAGUCGGUUUUUAUUUUAAGGUCAAAAGACUGCUUCGAAAUAUAGACCAGCACAUUUUCUGAAGAAUGAUUUAUUGUAACCAUCCGAGUCAGCAAUAACUACAGAGAAAUUAAGGUUAAAAUUUGGCACAGAAUUAUCCACUAUUUGGAGAGACAUAAUGGCAAUUGUGAUUUCUCCCUGAAGUGUACGGGACAAAUUAAGUGACACGUUGACAUACAUAAUGUUUAUUUAAAAGUAGCUCACCACGUUCUGCCAUAUAGAAACUCAUUUUUCAUGAACAGAUUACCCAAAAUCUUUGGUUGAACUUCCACAGUCUCAAGUUAGCAAUUUGGCAGGAGCUCACUCAUAUGGACCAUUUGUUUUCAAUGGUUUUCCCACUGGUUCCGGUGGGGAAAUCAAUAGCGUCAUAUCAGUCGAAGUUGUCCGCCACAAAAGCGUCUCCAUAGAAAGCUUCUGUGCCCGUUGUUGGUGGUAUGUGGGCGCUCCAAUCAGGAUGGCGCAGCAUGUACUUCGAAUCCUUGUCAAACAUGUUCAUGCUAUCGUCGGAAUUGUGAGGAUAAGGGAAAAUGUCUGCUGACUUGUCUUCUCGCCUGUCAUCUCAUCGCGAGAAGACUUCUAACCAGUGGGUUAGCAGCCCCCAAAUCUUUGUCAGACUUAUUUAAUUUCUCCUUGAUGUUAAAAUAAAAUAUACGAAAUAUUACAUUCAAUUGCAUGACCAAUAUAGCCCACUACUUGUGCGUGUGUAACUUCCGCCGUGUUUUGCUGCGUUUCCAUUUCCCGCCCUGGGACUGCCAGUCCCCGCUGAUUGCAGCGAAGUAUGAGUAUAGUUGAUUUCGCUUCCCUCGCUGUUUAUGUGUCUCAAUAUUGGGUAUCUAAAGGCUACAGAAAAGUGUGUACCUCCGUUUUGCGCAAUGUUUACAUGCUUUUGUAAGCUCUGGCGGACGUAUGGCAUGAUUGAGGUGUUGUAUAUUGUAUUUUCCUGUUUGUUUUUAGCUAUCUCGCUAUGGAGUAGAAAAAAAGUUAUGUAAUGCUGCGCAAAAUAACGGCGAAUUUUCGGCAGAGAAACUUAUUGCAGGACCCUAGUAACGAAAACGUGGAUAAAUCUAGUUGCUACAUUUAGAUAUAAAAAUCCUCUAACACAUGGUGUAGCCAGAAUCGUUGUUUUGUGGGUCCUUGAAACCGAACAACCAAAUGGCGGCAAAACGUAUCUGCCCGUUUGUCCGUUUGUGAACAUGCUAGGGUCUAAACCGAUCAGCCGAUGUUCUCCAAAAUCGAUAUUCCCCAAUCGAUCUUGUUGAUUGGCCCUUGAGUUUUAAACCGAUAUUUUAAUUUUUGGCAGUACUUCGAAUGACGCCCCUGGGACAUUCUCAAUAUUUUUUUAUGGCGCCAUAGUUUUUGGUUAAAUUUCAUUAUUGGAUAGUGGAAGGGCGUUUAAGAGAAUGGUGCUGGUCUCAUUUCCGUCGACAAGCAUAAUUUUUCGAAAAAUGUAAAAGUUCAAAUUUUUUCGGAGUCUUCCUAAAACUAAAAUAUUGAGGACAGAAAUUUUUCCUGAAAUGUGUUCCUUAAAGAUAUAUUUUCAAAUAAGGUCAUGUACAAUAUUUGAAAAAUCUGAGUAUUUUUCACGUAAUUGUGCGUGAAAGUACGUACUGUUUUAGCACCACUAGUUCCUGUUUAGAAUGGAUACGAAUAGUAAUUCUAUUCAAUAUUUUAAAACUGUGAAAUUUAGAAUCUUAACUCUUCAAGAAGUGCUAUAUAAAUGCUAGCGGUAGACCUAUGCCGGUACUGAACAUAUCGCAAUUUAUUUUCUAUUUUUGCAUGGAGUCCCCCCUCCCCCAUUAAUUAAAGGUACCAGCCGCCAUUGCCUCUAACGGAUGGACUGGGAAGACUUGCGUGAUCUGGGUCUUUUGCUAUGUUCACAUACACUCUCGUUAUUACCCCAAGCUCAAAUUUCUCUACCCUAAUGCGUGUUGGAGCAAUUUUUUUCGACAGCUUUAUCGUCUAUCUGCCUCUAGGACAUUUUCUACUGUGAAGGUAGGCAAAUAAGAUACUGCGUAUCAUUAACAGUAUUGUAAUGACGUAAAAUAUAAAAGUGAAUAAAAUAAGUAAAUUUAAAUAAUGAACAAAAUAAAGUAAAUACAUAUCAAUACUUAUAUACAAUAUUACAUAUACCCCACUGCUGAGAACAAACGAUUCAGUAAACAAAAAUUCGAGGUCUUAUUUCAUUUCACGAGAUAUAUAACUAAUUAUAUAGCAUUUCAGCACAUUUUUUGAACCAGUGAAUUAAAAAAGGAGGCGAGAGUACCCCACAGACAUUGAUUUUACAUUAACAAUAAUGUUAUAGCAUACAAUUCAGUAUAUUUCACAUGGCUUUCAAACUAUUAAUUGCCCUUUCCGCAUAAAUACACAUUCGUGGUUUUGGCAUAGGGAAGAAGUAUGGUAAUGAUAAAACAUUGGUUCAAGGUGAAUAGCUCAUUCUGCAUCGGAAUCUGACAAAAUUGAUAUAAGCAAUAAGUGCAUUGUUGCUUUAAAGUGAACAAAAAUGAGGACUUUCACUAACUUAACUUAUAUAAACGUGUUUCAGGAAACCAAUUGUACAAGGAAAGAAAAACAUGCCAUUCCACCCUAAAUGUGAGCAUUACAAAUUUUGUCAAAGUUAUGUUCAUCUCAACUAAAAUAACUAUUUUCAAAAAAUGUACAUGAUAUGCAUUAAAGAAUUAUUUUCAUAUUAUUCAGCAAGAAAUCCAGAAAAAAAGUUUCUCCUUUAUUACCAUCUUGAUAGUCCACGCCACAAAAGUUCACUUGCUCAUUCAUCAAUGGCCGUGCACACUAAUAAUCAGUAAAGACGAAAGCCGCGCCGGAAUUCAUCUCUCCCCUCAGCCAGGGCGGCAGCAGUUUCGGACCAUACUCUGGGCAGCAGAGGCGGCCGUCUUCAACCUUGGAAAAAAUACCAAGUCUUAGGACUCGGAGUCAGCGACGGCCAUUCACGCCACUGCCCGCUGUUGCCAGCGUGUCGUUGUCAAAGCAAUGUGUUCUUUUGAGAGCAAUUAUAUACAUACAUUAUACAGUUGUAAAUUAUGUCUCAAUGAGUAGGUAGGUAUACGAUCCUUAACCAAUUUAACCAGACAAAUGGUUUGCUGCGCGAUCAUUGCCAAUAGUGAUUUCAGUAACAAUUACGAAUAAUUAAUUGUUGGUUGUAUGAGUUUCUUCACUUCAGAGGAAAGGUUACGCGAGCUGCCCAGGGGAUUUUUUAACAACAUCGCCUCGAGCGUAUAAAAUUUUGUAGUAAUGUAACUGCAGUGACAGUGCGGAAAUUGGUUGAAUAUUUUGUUUAUUUCAAAUACUAAAUAUGUUUAUAUCUUUUGAAUCUUACGCGAUAGAAACUUUUUAUAAUUUUCGAAAUCACCG
This is a messenger RNA of Gryllus bimaculatus (two-spotted cricket), 10895 nucleotides long. Lineage: Eukaryota; Metazoa; Arthropoda; Insecta; Orthoptera; Gryllidae. The record is from the annotation of a GenBank genome assembly.